AGAGAAGGAAGGAAGGAGCUGAAGAUGAGAGUGGAGGAAGAGGGAAGAGGAGAAAGGAUGAGACGAGAUAAACCAUGUGGGAGGUGUAAAUCCUGUAUGGAUGAAGCGGCUGUGAGAGGAGGAGAGGUAUGAAGAAUAGGGAGCUGCUGGAGUCGUCCCGUGGGCAUGUUUGUCCUCUGGCCGUUCAGCCUGUGUGUCUCUGCCGUGCACACAGGAGGGAGAAGAAAGACCGUCUAAAAAUAAACUGACACCCACCACCAGCAGGAAAACAACAUCCGAACCGACAAAAACAGAGAAAAAGAGCAAAGAAGAGCCCUCUUUCCACCCUGUCUGCCUCUUUCUCUGCUCCAUUUCUGUUUCUGUGUCCUCAUUACGUGCUGAGAGGAGGUCAUGUCCCAGUCUGGAAAAGUCCUUCAUCUGUAUGUGGAAGUGAGGUCUGCCCCAGAUCAGAAUGGAGGAAAGAGGGAGAGUGAAGAAGGGAUUGCUCAGGGGCAUUCGGUUCAGGACAGUCCCGCGGAGCUCCUCUCUCAGCUAACGAGCCAGACGACACGCCAGAUCGUCAGCAAAGCCUCCACGGCUCGCCGCCUGGCUCAGGACUGCACGCACGGCCAGUCUCCCUAUCGAAAUACCGUUAGCUUUCAGCUCCAGCAAACCAGCAGCUCACCUACGAUCAGCAAGCGUUGGAGUUCACCCCUGCACCCUUCACCAGCGACCUCUUCGGGAAAAGUCAGUGUCCCUCACACCCCUCCUAUUCACAAGAGGCUUAAUGAAGAGGAAGUCAGUGAUGGGAAGCGGAGUGUGGUCACCUUCAGUUACGUCGAGAAGUCAAAUGUGAAGAAAGUGGAGAGUCCGCGCAACUCUGUGUGCGAGAGACGAGCCAGAGAGGAAUAUUCCACGCCUUCCCGCUUUCGAAAACGCCUCAGUGACCCAGUUUGGUUUGGGAGUCCCGAUUCAUCGUGCAGCUCCAGUCCCAAGCUGACUUUCCAGAGUCCAGGAAGUCACCAGCAGACGUUCUCCCCUGGCCUUUGCCAGCCACACUUUGACCCCAUCGGCAGGGCAGCUACCAAGAGGGCUGUAGAGGAGUUUGGAUCCCCCUUAUUGAGGAUUAAACUGGCCCACGCACUUGAGCACACCUCAGCUUCAUGCUACUACCAACAACCGCGCUGUCAGUCCUGGGCUGGAUCUCCCGUUCAGCGUCAGAACAUCAGCGUAAACCCCAAAGAUCUGGCUCAAUGUGGGCUGCCUCGGAGCCCAGCCUCAGACCAGCUAUCCUCACAGUCCAAGCAGUCCUCCCUUGAGAGAUCCGGGCCCCCUGAGCCCCAAAGCCCUCUUCUGGCUGGAAGUCCAGUUGUCAACAGACACAUUAAGAGGACCUGCAAUAUGAGCACUUCACCGCAGGGCGCAAUCCUCCAACUUGGCAAUAAUGGAGUCGACGGUUUGAACCAGUUAAGCAACAGCAAAUCUUCCUCUCCAGCUCACAGUCCUGAAGUUGCUCGCCGGCUGGCUGAGGAGGCCACCAAAGCAUCUUCGGUUCUCACAGAGGCGAGGAGGUCCUCGUUGCACAAUGCUUUAGGAGAGCUCACAAGCAGCUCAAACUCUGGAGAACCAGCUCCAAAUGCACAACAGUUUAAGCAAACGCUCAGAAUGAACAUCCCUUUAAACGACCAACAACACACGCCAGCAACCGACAACACAGACUCGCACCAGCCUGAAAACUCACAAUCACAAGAGACAAACUGUCACACUAAUCAUGACACAAUGCAGCAGAGCUCCAUUUUAUCAGCCACUCAGAAUUCCCCCGCCCUUCCUUCACGUGUCCUUCGUCCCUCUCAUCCUCCCACAGAGCUCAGCUCCCCCAUUAGGGACCCGAGGCUAUUCCAAGCUGAGCUCCGACCGCCAGAUACCCCCACCCUGCAUCGCCGUCAACCGCCACAGUACACCGGAGACUCCUGGUCCCCAGGCCUGGACAGGAGAGGAGAUCCGAGCUGUUUCGAGAAAGGGGAUUGCACAGAGCUCGCUCGCAGGCUCUUUAUCAAUCAAAGUGUUGAGGAGGCACCGGUCAGCUGGACUUCCAGGCAGCAGUGGGGGAAUGACAUGGAAAACAGCCCCAAGCCAAGCCCCGAGCCCGGAUUAGAGUCUAAAAGGGUCCAAACACCUGAUCAACAAUCCAGGCAGUGCCGCAGGCCUCUCAGCCCGACAGCACAGCAGAAGCGGGCUGAGCAGAGGAGGAGGGAGAUCCUUCUUCUGGGUCCCGUGGUCCUGGACUCUGGAGAGGAGGAUGAGGGCUGUGAUGAGGGAGGACAAGGUAACGAGGGGGAGGGAUACGGUGCAGCGCUGCAGCCUCGUUCACGGAGGGCCGAAGAGCCUCCUGAGGGGGAGCAGAAUGGCGUCAUGGGAGGGUCGUCACGCAGCUCCAGUGGGGUAACGGGGAGCUUGGGAGACAGGGACUGUGUGUCCCCAGAGUCCAGCCAGUCCAGUCACCAGAGCAACGAGACCGGGGCUGCCACCUCAGGAAUACAGACGGACAGUGGAUGUGCAGCGCCCAUGCCCUCGCUGCACUGUCAGAAGAUCGCUCGUGCUAAGUGGGAGUUUUUAUUUGGGACCCCUGCUGAGGAGGCUGCUGGCAGGGGGGAGAAACAUUCUCCAGAGGGAACCUCCACAGCUCCUCCUAGUGGUAACUCCAGCGAGUCUCCCACCCCGACUCCGCCAUCCUCCCUGCCUCUGCUUUCAGCCAACCACGAGGUGCAGCACGUGGAGGUAGAGCUGGUGACCCCUCCCCCAGCCGUCAUAGGAACAUCGCCCAAAACGGGCAUCAUUCGCAGGACACUGAAGUAUUCAGAAACUGACCUGGACGCUGUCCCGCUUCGAUGCUACCGUGAGACGGACAUAGACGAGGUGCUGCUGGCCGAGCAGGAAGACGCCGACUCUGCAUUUGGGAGCAACCGCAGCGUGCAGGGAACCUCAGGGACGGGCAGCAGCCCUCUGGGAGGGCUGGCUUAUGGGAGAACAGAUGGGGAGGAGGAGGCGAUAAGGGAAGGAAGAGCUGUGGAGGAAGAAGGAGAAGAAGAUGAGGAGGAAGAGGAAGAAGAGGAAGAAAUGGUGAGCUGGGCAAGUGUGAGGAUGCAGGGAGACAGCAGGAAGCAGCAGUAUGCAGCUGAGGAGGAGCCUGAGGUGUUUGGACACCUUCUGAAGAGACCAGUGGAAACCUUUUUCGACAACCACCAUCCAGCCUUGAAAUCCCCCAUCUUGGUAUCCGGACCCCGCCUCGCCACAGAGGACACCUUCAGUCGCCACUUUGAGAGCAUCAUGGAGUCGCAUCGAGCCAAAGGGACGUCAUACAACAGCCUGGACAGCGAGGAGCUGCUCACCUCCAGCACCCACACUGUCCUGACCUUUGACCUGCCCACGCUAACACCCGCUAUCCACGGCCCCGUGUGCCAGAGCGCCAGACAGAUCGUCCAGCUCAGCUUUGCCCCGCUGGCGCACGAUGAGAGGCCCAGUUUGUCUGACUCUAUCUUUACUGUGACGGGGGACUCGGACGCCACCCGAGCUCCCUCCAGCGAGAGGCUGAGCAGCGGAUCAGAUGAUACCCCGCCCAGAGGGCAGGAGCGUUCACAGCUGGGGAGCAGCUGGUACAGCAACCCCUCCUUCUCCUUACCCAGCAGGGAGAAGGCCCGUCUUGCGACCGACUCCGAGCUGGACCAGGACCUCAGCGACAGGCUGGGACUGGGCAGCAGUGACACCCUGACCAACGGCAGCCAUCGUGCCGACGUGGCAGCGGCCAAACGCCUGGCCAAACGCCUCUUCAACUUGGACGGCUUCAGGAAGUCGGAUGUGGCACGCCACCUCAGCAAGAAUAAUGACUUCAGUCGCAUGGUUGCAGAAGAGUAUUUGAGUUUCUUCAGUUUCACAGGCCUCACUCUGGACCAGGCGCUGCGGACUUUCCUCAGGCAGUUUGCGCUGAUGGGGGAAACGCAGGAGAGGGAGAGGGUGCUGUCACACUUUUCCAGGCGUUACUUGGACUGCAACCCAAAAGUCAUACCAUCAGAAGAUGCAGUUCACACUCUCACCUGUGCCCUGAUGCUGCUUAACACUGAUCUGCAUGGUCAGAACAUUGGCAAGAGGAUGUCAUGCACACAAUUCAUUGGCAACCUGGAAGGACUGAACGAUGGCCAGGAUUUUCCCAAAGAACUGCUCAAAGCUCUCUACAACUCAAUCAAGAACCAGAAGCUGCAGUGGACAUUGGAUGAGGAAGAGCUGCGGAAGUCGUUUUCGGAGCUCGGGGACAGCCUGUGUGACUCCAACACCUCCAGAUCGAUGAAGAGGGUGGGCAGCAGCGGGAAGCCCCUGUCGGAUGGGUUGCAGCCCACGGGAAUGCUGCUGUACAAGAACGGAUUCCUGGUUCGCAAAGUCCACGCCGACUCAGACGGGAAGAGAACACCGAGAGGGAAGAGAGGGUGGAAGACUUUCUAUGCCAUCCUUAAAGGGCUAAUCCUCUACCUGCAAAAAGGGGAGUACAGGCCCGAUAAGCAGCUCUCUGAUGAGGACCUGAAGAACGCUGUGUCCAUUCAUCACUCUCUGGCAAUGAAAGCUUCAGACUACAGCAAGAGACCCAACGUGUUUUACCUGCGGACGGCGGACUGGAGGGUGUAUCUCUUCCAAGCACCGAACGCGGAGCAGAUGCAGUCUUGGAUCACACGGAUCAACACAGUGGCCGCCAUGUUCUCAUCUCCUCCCUUUCCAGCAGCCAUCGGCUCGCAGAAGAAGUUCAGCCGGCCACUCCUGCCGGGGACGAUGUCGAAGCUGUCUGAGGAGGAGCAGGUCAGAUCCCAUGAAGCUCGAUUCAGAGCCAUCUCCACUGAACUGGCUGAGCUGCGCUCUUAUCCACCUGACCGCAAGGUGAAAGGACGUGAGCUGGAAGAAUACCGCCAGCGAGAUGAGUACCUGGACUUUGAGAAAACACGGUACGGGACCUAUGUCAUGUUGCUGCGAGCUAAAAUCCGAAGCGGCGAGGAAGACCUGUCUGUAUUUGAGUCUCAGCUUCUGGAGGACAACGGGCUGCAGAGGGCUCACUCCAGCCCCACGCUGCAGGACAGCAGCCAGGCCAGCCUGGCCAGCAGCACCAGGGACGGCGGCAACAGCAGCAAAGCCAGCGGCUGCAGCAGCAAGCAGCGGCAGGAAGGCCAGAGACACAGCUACCGACAGGCCGUCAAGAAGUGAGACGGGGCGGGGGCGCCGGGAGCGGCACGGCGUUGCACUGCCAGCGGCAGGCUGUCUCCCUGCAGAGGUUUUGUUUGGAGCUCUGCUUGAAUGGGGGAGCAGGAGUGAGGGUCUACCCCACGCCUUCCCCCAAAACACGACGCCCUACCCGGCACCCCAAUCUUCUCAUCUAACCGAGGAGGUGCAGAUCCUGUGACUGGCAGAGAGGCUAGUGCAGGAGGUGGGAGGGAGCGCUGGGAGGUCACGGAUCUGCAGACGAGGUGUCUUUGAGAACGUACGCUGGGUGCCGCAGCAGACUGUGAGACAGAGAGGCUGCUUACGGAUCGGACGGGGCAGCGCACAGGGACCUACAUCCAGCAUCCUUUCCUUUUUUCUUCCCCUUUUGUUCUUUCAAGGCACCUCCGGCCGCGUUCUCACACCUUUUUUCUUGACCUUUCACUCCGUUUUUUGGGACCAAACAUGUUUACACACACUUUGAAUUGUCAUCACAUUAUAGACGACUGACGAUUUGAUUUCUGUUGAAUUUCUGCCGCCGCUCUUGAGGUGAAGCGCUGUAAUAAUAAUUUAAAAAAACAAAAAACUUAGGAAACAUCACCAGGUCUACGGAGCCAUUACAUUCCAGCUCCUUUUUUUUCCCACCACGGUGUGUUCACAUUCCACACAGGAGCCGUAAAUUCCAGCGUUUAGCUCCUGUAUGUUUCGCUGAAGGUGGUUUCCAGUUAAAUAAGUGUGUGGCUGCAGUAUGCGACGUGACGAGAUGGUGCCGCUGCGUGCAGCUCGUCUUUCCUCCUUUCUCUAGCCAGCUGACGGCCAACUCGAGGCGACGACGUCAGCAGAAGUUCACAGUCCUCCUGAUAUGCAGCAAAACACUGCAUGACACAAAGAGAAAGAGGUCUUUUUUUUUGCUCUACUUGAACUCGAACAUCUCUUGCUUUUUGCUUCUGUCCUGUGAUGUGCUUAUGUUCUCUUUCUUGGCCGAAUGUUGUUUUCUGCAGUGAUCCGCAUGCCUGCAUCCAGCACUGCUUCUUUUAGGGCUUUUUACUACUUUGAAGGCAAAAAUCUGAGAGCGGAGAAACUGCUCUCGGUGAGGGGUGGGGAGCAGGUUCGUUCAGUCGCUCUCCUCAUGCCGGUGCCAUACCCAACACGUGUAAUCUUCAUCUGUACUUAUAAACCCGACUCACUGGACAGACCCUGAAUGUUCUUUGUUUUUCGAUAUUUUUACAGUAUUUUACAGUCAUUUGUUGGUGUUGAACUUCAUGUGUAUGUCAAGUGUAUGAAUUAUCUCUUUGUAAACAUCCAGGAUAUGUUGUAUAUAACGCACCAUAUAUUGUAGGAUAUAUGACAGUAUAUUUACAAUAUAUUCAGCACACUCAUGAGAAGCUGCAUUAGGUAUACACACACACAAGUUUGGAAAUUGCUACUUGGUAAUCACAUUACUUUAUUUUUUCUUACAAACUUUAUGAAUAUUAUCAAAAUAAGUCUAUCAAAGAUUAGUAAGGGUGAGUUUUUUUGCAGGAUUUUAGUGUAAAAAGAAAAUUCUUGUUAGGAUUUCAGCUCCAGUGGGAACUACUCCAAAGACAGAUCAUGCUCGAGGUUCUUUGAGAGUCAGCAGCCAGCUUGGUAAC
Oreochromis aureus is the source of this 6845-nucleotide messenger RNA. Its product is annotated as PH and SEC7 domain-containing protein 1-like. The coding region runs from base 391 to 5220 and encodes 1609 amino acids. The transcript has 17 exons. Lineage: Eukaryota; Metazoa; Chordata; Actinopteri; Cichliformes; Cichlidae. Gene Ontology annotation, biological process: regulation of ARF protein signal transduction. The record is from RefSeq and is a predicted model, not a curated record. Gene Ontology annotation, molecular function: phospholipid binding; guanyl-nucleotide exchange factor activity; protein binding.